This is a messenger RNA of Argiope bruennichi, 843 nucleotides long. RefSeq names its product E3 ubiquitin-protein ligase TRAIP-like. NCBI's taxonomy places the organism in Eukaryota, Metazoa, Arthropoda, Arachnida, Araneae, Araneidae. The transcript has a single exon. Bases 1 to 843 code for a protein of 280 amino acids. The record is from RefSeq and is a predicted model, not a curated record.
AUGAACUCUAAUUGUUCCAUCUGCCAUGAACCAUUUCAACCCGAAAUUGCUAUGGUUACCACCCUGUGUGGGCACAUUUUCCAUUUCAGUUGUAUAAGUAAUUGGCUUGAACAAUGCGGCGUAAACGGAUCUUGCCCAGAAUGCAGGAGAAAAGUUGAUAAACGAAGUCUCAUCACACUUUUCUUUAACUGGGAUGAUAAUAACGUAGAAGAGGAAUUAAAAAAACAACUCCAUGAAAGGUACUUCGAAAUAUAUGACAAGAAUAAGAAAAUACAGGAACUCCAGGCAUCUAAUGAUUUAUUAAAGAGGUCUUUGACUCAAUUAAAUAAGGACUUAGAAGAUUCUCAGAAAGACAUGGCAAGCUUAAGAGAUUUAAAUCGUUUUGCUCUUUCUUGUAAAGAAGAUUGUGAAAGGAAAAUAAAGAUAUUAUUGGAUAAUCGAAGACAAAAUUGCGAGGAUAUCGAGAAUCUUCAGACAGUUUGUGCCCAUCUUCAAGAAGAAAACAAAAAAUUGCAGGAAAACAAGGAGGGAUUUAGUGAAGAGAUUCUUACUAUAAAAAGGGAAAAUGAAAAGCUAGGCCGUAUUAAAGCUGAAUAUGAAAAGUUAUCGCAAAAUAAUAAUGGUGUAGAGUUUACGCUGGAAUAUAUCAAUAAUAUUAAGAAAAUGAUUUUAUCAAAUGCUGAUGAGAUAAAGAGAAUUUUGAGAGAGAUAAAUGAACGUCCGACUAGUGUAGAGGAGAAAUUAACCGAAAUUGCUUUAUAUUGUGCAGAAAUGAAUCGAGUGAAUUCUACUUUGAUGGAACAGAAAGCACAUUUACAAGAUAUGUCAGCUGUAUUACGUUAA